UAUAGUUUAAUAUUAAAGCAAAAAAAGACCUACUUUAGCAAAUUAAUUUUAAUUAAAGACAUAUUUUAACUCAAACAAAACUUGAAAGUAACAUAAAUGUUACACUACAAUCGAAACGAACGAUAUCCACAAUUGUUACCGAAACAACCGCAUAAACAAUUACCACAGGAAAAUUUCCAGCAACAACAGCAACAGCAGCAACAACAGCAACAUCAACUACAACAACAACAACUACAGAGAAAAAUACCUAUUUUACGGGUACACUAUAUACGCAUCAAUUCCAAAGACGGUAGUAGUGCCGGAAAUGUUGCCAAAAUGAAAACCAUUGCUCCAAACAUACGACGGCGACGUCGUUGCGAUAAACAUCAUUUGGAAUUAUAUCGCGAUGCACCUGAUGUGACCAGUGUAACAACAGCGAGUACAUCCUCCCACGCAUCAGUGCCACUAACAGUGAAAUCAGUCUCAGCCACAACUUCUGCAGCAACAUCACCAAUACAUGAUAUAGGCAUACCAGCGCCACCAAUAACGCCACCACCGGCAUUCUUAUCGGCUGGCUAUAAACGUGGUUCAACCAGUAGUGGUGCUACAAUCAAACGUUGCUUAGGUGAGUGA
Messenger RNA from Teleopsis dalmanni, 612 nucleotides. Its product is annotated as myb-like protein AA. The coding region runs from base 97 to 612 and encodes 171 amino acids. Lineage: Eukaryota; Metazoa; Arthropoda; Insecta; Diptera; Diopsidae. The transcript has a single exon. The record is from RefSeq and is a predicted model, not a curated record.